This is a messenger RNA of Peniophora sp. CBMAI 1063, 282 nucleotides long. Lineage: Eukaryota; Fungi; Basidiomycota; Agaricomycetes; Russulales; Peniophoraceae. The record is from the annotation of a GenBank genome assembly.
AUGACCAGCUACCCGUUCCUUUGCAUAUGGUCCUCUCGUAUCUGCGACACUUCUCUUACUCCAUCUUCGAAGAUAUACCACCUUGCCUCUUGCUUGGCUCGUUCGAAAGACCGAUCACCUCGCUUAAUACGCACCAUUGCGCUUUCCUUCUGCUCACUCGUUCCACCAGUCGGUUUAUGCUCCCCCCCUUCCGUUAACAUCUCAUUUUAUCGUAUCAUCUUGCGCUUCACCCAAUACCUUCUCCGUUUGAAGCGUGCUGGCGCAAGCUACCUGGCAUAUUAA